UGUGUAGACUUUGGUGGUAGUUUAUAAAAAAAACGGUCCGAUAUAUCUGACAAGCUGAGGAUGGAGUCCCUCCGAGACAAAGUCACUAUCAUCACAGGUGGAGGUGGAGGAUUCGGAAGAGUAACAGCGCUCCUUUUUGCUAAAUAUGGAGCAAAGUUAGUAAUUGCGGACAUCAAUCUGAAUGGUGCAGAGGCUGUGCUGGAGGAAUGCAAGAAGACAGGAUUGACAGGGGAUGACGUUCUUGCUGUGGAGGCAAACAUUACCAACGAAGACAGCAGAAAGAAAAUAAUCGACGAAUGCAUUUCCAAAUUCGGUAGACUCGAUAUUUUGAUCAAUAAUGCAGGCAUUGGACGAUUUGCCAUGCUUUCACAAACACCUGAAGAUAUGUAUGACGCCACGAUGGACUUGAACGUAAAGGCACAACUUUACUUAACACAACUAGCCAUUCCACAUCUUAAGGCUACCAAAGGAAACAUAGUAAAUCUGGCAAGUAUUGUUUCGGAGGAAGCGAUGCCUGUGAGUGGAGUGUAUGGAAUAAGUAAAGCUGCGGUGGCAAUGUUCACCAAAACAAUGGCGCUUGAAAUGGCCCAGUUUGGAGUUCGAGUAAAUGAAGUUAGGCCUGGUGUUGUGAUGACAAACUUUUAUGAUAAAUUCCUACAAGGAGACGCUGAGAAAUUGCAGAAGUUUACAACUUCACAAAAUAUGACACAUCCCAUCGGGCGCCUUCCAACUCCAGAGGAAGUUGCAAAUGCGAUUGCAUUUCUGGCAUCAGACCUGGCAUCCUGCACAACUGGAGAUUCUAUCUAUGUUGAUGGUGGACGUCACUGUGUUGGGUCCGGAUUCGCAUACUCCAAUAUAUCGCAGUCAAAACAAUAAUCUAUGUAUAUAAAUUGACAUUGGAUAGUUAAGGUAUGAGUGUUUGUGUAUACACAGAAUAUGCAAUCCUGUAGUCUGAACUGUAGCCGUUUUGUGUUGUUUUAAA
Messenger RNA from Ylistrum balloti, 982 nucleotides. RefSeq names its product 3-oxoacyl-[acyl-carrier-protein] reductase FabG-like. NCBI's taxonomy places the organism in Eukaryota, Metazoa, Mollusca, Bivalvia, Pectinida, Pectinidae. The record is from RefSeq and is a predicted model, not a curated record. The coding region runs from base 61 to 876 and encodes 271 amino acids. The transcript has 9 exons. Gene Ontology annotation, molecular function: oxidoreductase activity.